GGUGGGAUGAGAGAGGGACAGCAGCGGGGGACUGACUGACUGGAGGAGGAGGUGGAGUCUGUCCCAGCCUGCAUCUGGCCCGCUCCCCUCUCUCUGUCACCCCGGGCCAAACCCGCCCAGCUCCUCUCACUCACUCUCCGUCUGUUCUCCCGCACGGCUCGGCUCGGCUCGGCUCGGACACACACACACAGCAGUCCCUCACAGACUCACGCACACAGCGAGGACGCGGAAUGGAGACGGAAGGGAGCCAGAGCAGCCUGUCCAGCACGGACUCCCCUCACGACCCCUGCAAAAUGUUCAUAGGUGGACUCAGCUGGCAAACAACACAAGAGGGUCUGAAGGAGUACUUCUGCAAGUACGGCGAGGUGAAGGAGUGUAUGGUGAUGCGAGAUCCGGUUACUAAGCGCUCGAGAGGGUUUGGAUUUGUCACCUUUGUUGACCAGGCAGGCGUGGAUAAAGUUUUGGCCCAAACCAGGCACGAGUUGGACUCAAAAACAAUCGACCCAAAGGUUGCUUUCCCCCGCAGAGCUCAGCCCAAGUUGGUGACUCGAACCAAGAAGAUCUUUGUGGGAGGCCUGUCAGUGAACACAACCAUCGAAGAUGUGAAGCAGUACUUUGACCAGUUUGGGAAGGUUGACGAUGCCAUGCUCAUGUUCGACAAGACCACCAACAGACACAGAGGGUUUGGGUUUGUGACGUUUGAGAAUGAGGAUGUGGUGGAGAAGGUCUGUGAGAUCCACUUCCACGAGAUCAACAACAAAAUGGUGGAGUGUAAGAAAGCUCAGCCCAAGGAGGUGAUGUCCCCCACGGGCUCAGCGAGGGGGCGCUCUCGUGUGAUGCCCUAUGGCAUGGAUGCCUUCAUGCUGGGCAUUGGUAUGCUGGGUUAUCCAGGCUUCCAGACUGCCACCUACACCAGUCGGAGCUACGCUGGCAUCACACCUGGAUACACCUACCAGUUCCCUGAGUUCCACUUAGAGAGGACUCCCCUUCUGACUUCACCCCACCCCCCUGAGCUCACAGCCAUUCCUCUCACCGCAUACGGACCAAUGGCAGCAGCAGCUGCAGCAGCAGCAGUAGUAAGAGGCUCCACCCCGUCUCGCUCAGCUGGAUUUUUGGGUACGAGCAGCCCGGGACCGAUGGCAGAUCUUUAUGGAACAGCCGGUCAGGAGUCGGCCGUGAGCAGUUACCUCAGCGCUGCGAGCCCCGCCCCGAGCACUGGAUUCAGCCACGGCCUGGGGGGCCCUUUGAUCGCCACAGCCUUCACUAACGGCUACCACUGAGAGAUACAGAGCUGUAGACAGAGAGCUGGGAGGAGUUGAAGCUGCUUUGGAGCUGAUCUAGUCAAUCCACCUCUCCCGUCACGGCAGCUGAACCUUCACCUCCUCCACCCUGAUGUCAGCAUGAACCCCCCCUCCCACCCUGCUGACGCCUCACUUUACUCCACCUCCUGAGAAAAAAAGAAGAAAACUUUCAAGCAGGGAGCGAAAACGUUUAUCACCACAUGUAAAAGCAUCUCUCACACACACACACACACACACACACACACACACACACACACACACACACACACACACACACACACACACACACACACACACACACACACACACCACACACACACAUAUGCUGUAUUUUUGGUCUUUCUUCUGUUAUGUUUCACUUUGCUGUUUUUUGUGAUGGCUGCGUUGUUUCUUUAUCUAUUACGGCUGUUUUUAUUGGGUCAUUUGACCUCUGAGGAGAAGAAUCUCUGAGUUUUUGAAGGUCACAAGCUGUAAUUUGUACUGGAAAAACUGUAUAUUUGUCAGUAGUUCAUACUGAAUUUUAACAAACAUUUGUGAUUAAUACUAUUUCUUGAAAAUGUGUCACAAAGUGUAUAUCUUGGUAGGAUUUUUUUAACAAAAACUUGUUAAACUAAUAAUGUCAUUAGUCACAGUUUCAUAAUAGGCCUACAUGAGCUGUACAAUUUUGUAAGAUAUUGUAAAUAUGACUGGUUUCUGGGGGAGGGGUCGGCUGAUUUCUGUGUGCGGGAGGAUUUUAAAAAUGGUACGACUGAUUCUUUCAUCAAUCCUUACGUGUCGGAAAGUUUGACUGUUACAUAUCCUAGUUUUCAUGUGGAGGUCAAGAACAUUUCAGUAUGUCAGAGCAGCCAUAUACUUUAAUUAUCCUCCAGACAAUUAUAACAGAUGUGUCAUUUGAUUCUGCUUGAAUUUAAACAGAGGAGAUGCUGAGUCUGAAAAAAAAAACAACACUUUACUUUGGGGAUAUUUGUGGGUGGAAAAAGCUCCUGUAAGGGGGAAAAACAUGCUGUUUUCUUACUUUGUCAUAUUCUUGUUUUAACUGUGAUUUUCAAUGUGUGAUGAUCGUUUAUGAAGGAAAAUGAAGGAGUAGUUCGCAGGAGCUGUCGUGCACAGUUUGCAUUGUGAUGAGUUCUGACUCUGCAGGUUGUGUUGAUGUUUGCAUGAGCGUGUCUCGUUAUUUUCACACAUUGCCAUGUGCUGUUUUUUGUUGUUGUUUGUUUUUUUGUUUUUUGUUUUUUUUGGGGGGUUUUAUACCUCAGUUGCAAAUGUGAAAUCUUAAUCUGACUUUCUUUGUUUUUACAUUAACAUCUUUGUCAAAGUAUAUGGGAUGUUUUUAAGAAAGGAGGGGUUGUAUUAACUCUUGUUUACCUGUCACCCCCCCCCACACCUCUCCAUCCCAUCACUGUGUAUCCACUGGAGGCCACAGACUGUAGCAAUGUGGCCGCUAUUUUUAGACCAAAACAAUAAUGUUAAGAGCUAUAGGAUGUUGCACUGGCUGAUCACGAUACAUGUGUUCUCCUUUGAAUGUUAGCUAAAGAACAAACAAGCACUCUGACCCACAAUGCACCAGGUUUUACACUUUGAUACACACUCUCUCUCUCUCUUUCUCACACACUGCUGCAGGCUACCAUGGUAGUUCAAACCUUGAUGCUGUUUUCACUGAAAAGUAACCAUCUUGUCAACACUGUAACAUUUCUGAUUUUAUUUUCCUGUAAUGUUUAUUCCUUUGGAGAAAAAAAAAACUUUUUAAA
Messenger RNA from Labrus bergylta (ballan wrasse), 3049 nucleotides. RefSeq names its product musashi RNA binding protein 1b (gene msi1b). Gene Ontology annotation, cellular component: cytoplasm. NCBI's taxonomy places the organism in Eukaryota, Metazoa, Chordata, Actinopteri, Labriformes, Labridae. The record is from RefSeq and is a predicted model, not a curated record. Gene Ontology annotation, biological process: regulation of translation; central nervous system development. Gene Ontology annotation, molecular function: mRNA binding.